AUUAUUAUUAUUUUUUUACCAUAAUGAAUUCUAACAAAGUUAGAUAUUUAAUAUUUUUCCAAUAUUUUGGGACAAAGUAUAGUGGAGUGGUGGAGACACCUGUCACACAGUCUGUUCUAGGUGUGCAGAACUAUUUGCAGAUGGCAGCACAGAAGCUCAGACUGGUUGGCAAUGCCAAGUUCACCAUCUCCAGCCGAACAGACACUGGGGUUCAUGCUAUCUGUAACUCGGCUCAUGUGGAUAUUGAAAGGGCAGUGGGGAAGCCUCCAUUUUCCGAGACCAUACUAGUAGAUGCAUUAAAUCAUCACUUGGUACCAGAGCCCAUCAGUGUCCUCAAAGCCGUUCGAGUUUGUGACAAUUUCCACGCUCGUCACAACGCGCUAUCUCGGACAUACGUCUAUCGGGUAGUGACGGGAUGCAAUCGGUUUGACCUGCCUGUGUUUGAGCGAAACCUAUGCUGGGCGGCAAGUGUAAGCAGCCUGAGUGUGACCGCUAUGGAGGAAGCUGCAAACCUGCUUCUUGGGACCCAUGACUUCAGCGCCUUUCAAUCCGCCAGUAACGAAAAUAUUUUCAGGUCUCCCAUCAAGACGCUAUCACAAGUAGACAUCAAGCCUUCAUCUAGCUUCUGGCCACAUCUCCUACAAUACAGAGACCUGCAGUUUUGGGAUUUAACCUUCAAAAGCAAAUCAUUUCUCUACAAACAGCACAGGAAUGAAAUGCUACAAAGGAACGAGAGGAACACAUGGACGUACCUGGUUAUGCGUCUGUCCUGUAUGAAGCCUGCUUAAUAUUGUAGAGAGAGAGAGAGGGAAGCAGUUCGAUUGUUUCCUUGAAGAUGGCAGAACUUCAAAGCACAGUUUCAAUGUGCCCCCUUACUUAUUAGUAAGACCAAGUGAGAGGAAGCGAGGCUGGCUCGGUUAACCCACGUCUGCCAACUUGAAAUAGAGUGCCAGUUUUGGGGCAUUGAGACUCCAGGAAGAAUACAGUCAUGUGGCUGGUGGCAUUAUGUAAACACUGUAUUCAUUAUCAAUACUAGGACGCUUACACUAAGAAAAAUAACGGUGUUUUAAAGGGUAAGAUUAAUCAGCAUGCCUUCUGUAAUUUCUCCAUCUGAAUCACAUAA
Pelobates fuscus (common spadefoot toad) is the source of this 1123-nucleotide messenger RNA. RefSeq names its product pseudouridine synthase like 1 (gene PUSL1). The record is from RefSeq and is a predicted model, not a curated record. Gene Ontology annotation, biological process: tRNA pseudouridine synthesis. Gene Ontology annotation, molecular function: RNA binding; pseudouridine synthase activity. NCBI's taxonomy places the organism in Eukaryota, Metazoa, Chordata, Amphibia, Anura, Pelobatidae. Bases 24 to 788 code for a protein of 254 amino acids. The transcript has 7 exons.